AUGGGGGAUCACGUCGAAUUCAUGGCCGAUGGCGGCACAGGCCAGAAACUUACAUACGCCACUACGGUUGUUGCAGGCGUUGCAUCUGUGGUUGCGACAAUACUUUCAGUCAUCUCAAUAAUGUUGCAAGCCAAGAAUUAUCGCAAACCUCUUUUGCAAAGAUACGUCGUCAGAAUCCUUCUUAUGGUGCCUAUAUAUUCGAUAGCGUCAUGGACGAGCAUGGUUUCCCUCAAAGCUGCCGCAUUCCUUGAUCCGAUUCGCGAUAUCUACGAAGCUUUCACCAUAUACACAUUCUUCCAGCUGCUCAUUAAUUAUCUCGGCGGUGAACGAUCUCUCAUCAUCAUGACACACGGUCGAGCCCCGGUGCACCAUCUGUGGCCGCUCAAUCAUGUGCUUCCCAAGGUUGACAUCUCUGACCCUCACACGUUUUUGUCUAUCAAGCGCGGUAUCCUUCAGUAUGCUUGGCUGAAACCUAUCCUUGCCCUGUCGGCCAUCAUUAUGAAAGCGACUGGGACCUAUCAGGAAGGAUAUAUUGGCCUCAGUUCAGGCUACCUAUGGAGUGGUAUUAUUUACAAUAUCAGUGUCACUGUCAGUUUGUACGCGCUGGGUCUUUUCUGGGUCUGCAUGAACCAUGACCUGAAGCCAUUCCGGCCUGUGCCCAAAUUUCUAUGCAUCAAGCUCAUCAUCUUUGCUUCUUACUGGCAAGGCUUCUUUCUGUCGAUUUUAGUCUUUCUUGGUGCAAUCCCUGACGAUGUUGAGGGAUAUACGUCAGAUAACCUUGCGGCGGCUAUUCAGGACGCUCUUAUUUGUGUAGAAAUGCCUAUCUUUGCCGUGGCUCAUUGGUAUGCCUUUUCAUGGCACGACUUUGCAGACAACAGCAUUUUAUCCGCGCGCAUGCCUCUACGACACGCUUUCAAAGACGCAUUCGGCAUAAGGGAUCUAAUUGAAGACUCCAAAUUAACAUUCCGAGGAGACACAUACGGUUAUAGGAUCUUUGACUCUGGUGACAAAGUAAUGGCACACGAAGAUUCCAAAUCUCGACUGGCGAGACUCAAGGAGGGCAUGAGAUAUGAGCGAGGUGGAAAGGGAAAGUACUGGCUUCCUAAGCCGGGAGAAGUUAACUCCACUACGCCUCUCCUUCGGGGUAAUGGUGAAUCUAGCGACAAUCGCCCUGACCAGAUCAACGAAAACACCCAUGGUACUUUCGAAGAACCAGAGGUCGAUGCUGACGAAGACCGCCUGUAUGAACAAGCACGACAGCUGGAGUAUGGUGACUGGAAUUAUCCCGUAAUCACGGCCAGUGAACCGUUGCGAGAGCGAUAUCGCUCUCCUGGGAGCUUUGGCGGCAGAUCUGCCUACAACAGUCCGUCUGUGAGGUCGCCUGCGACGGAAUACCCACCUACUACCAAGGGCAAACAAAGGAGUAACAUGCAUGUUCCGGCACGCACCCCUCAAACGGAACCUCAGGCUGAGCCUGUUGUCCCUAUUAAAAAGAAGAAGAAGCCCAAGAAGGUUGUCAAGCACGAGGAACCGAACACAAGCAAACUGGGCUUGGACAAAGGACCUGCUCCUGCUGAGGUCGGUGGGCAUGACGGGCAGGUCAGUCCCGGAAACAGCGGGGCAAGGACUUGGAACGAUGAUCAUCAUGAAUCCGAGCAUCACUCAACCUCCAAUUAUCAGUCGAAUUAUGGAACAGAUGAGGAUGAGUUCAGAAAUGUCUGGGGGAGAGAUGAAGAAUCUAGAUAA
Molecule: messenger RNA, 1746 nt
Organism: Fusarium coffeatum
Lineage: Eukaryota; Fungi; Ascomycota; Sordariomycetes; Hypocreales; Nectriaceae
Exons: 3
Coding region: 1-1746 (581 amino acids)
Biological process (GO): transport
Molecular function (GO): transporter activity
Source: RefSeq, a predicted model, not a curated record